Drosophila sulfurigaster albostrigata is the source of this 4704-nucleotide messenger RNA. RefSeq names its product protein nubbin (gene nub). Gene Ontology annotation, biological process: regulation of transcription by RNA polymerase II. The record is from RefSeq and is a predicted model, not a curated record. Gene Ontology annotation, molecular function: DNA-binding transcription factor activity, RNA polymerase II-specific; RNA polymerase II cis-regulatory region sequence-specific DNA binding. The coding region runs from base 666 to 3857 and encodes 1063 amino acids. Lineage: Eukaryota; Metazoa; Arthropoda; Insecta; Diptera; Drosophilidae. The transcript has 6 exons.
CAGCAGUCAGCAAAGUCAGCCAGUUAGCCAGGCGAUCGUGCUGCGCUUUUGAUCUGCGCAUCUUUAAGAUACUCCGUUCAGUUGAGUUUCAGUGGUUGUAACUCAAGUGCGCGCGCGCGUUACGUUUGCUUUAUAUUUUUUUCGCACAACUCGCAACUCUAUUCGCUGUGCAUCUAAAACAAAAAUAUAUACAACUAACCGAUUCGGUUUCGGACUUUAACUUACGCCUAAACACAGCCGGUUUAGUUCAGUUUGAGUUUUGAGUUUUGCGCUGCGCUGUGUUUUUGGGCUCUGCACUUUUGCUCGCCAACGUUUUGACGACGGCAUUUCGACAAAUUUCGCGAAUAUCGGUUAAAGUAUCUCGAUCGCUCAUAAAGUUCUAUCAGAAACUGUUUACGUGCUUGUGCUCGCGUUACGAAUUGUAUAUUUAUCUAACUGAUCAGCUUGAUCAACGACACAACAGCAAAUAUAAAUGCCAAACAAUUAUGAAAAAGUGACCAAAAGUUGGUGAAUAAGUGUGAAUUGUUGAAACUACUGCGAAACAUUUACUAGUGAAGGAAUUAAAGUUUUUGUAAAGGUAGCUGCUGUGGUUGCUAUCUAUGUGUGUGUGUGUUUGUGUUUGUGCUGUAUGCUGCUGCUGUCACGUUUAGCUGUAAACAUUGAUUAUGCCAUUGUUGCUAGCAAACUACUAUCAGCAACAGCAACAGCAUCGACAGCAGGUUGCCAGGGCUAGGGCCAGCAUCAACGGCAUGUUACUUGAAUACAAAAACGCUUGCAACACAAAUCAAAGCAACAGCAGCAGCAGCAACAGUAGCAGCGGCAGCAACAGCAGCGGCAGCAGCAGCCAUCGUCGUCGACAGCAGCUGGUCAAAGCGGAAGCACUAACAAUGUCAACGCCAACAACAACAAGCAAAUACAAAAUCAAUAGCGAUGCCACAGACAACGCUGCAGCAGCCACACUGCUCUAUCAUCAUCAUCACCACCAUCAUCAUCAUCUGCAUCAGCAACAGCAGCAGCAACUUCAGCAACAACAGCAGCUGCAGCAGCAACAGCAACAACAACAACAGCAGCAACAUCAACUGCAGCAGCAGCAGCAAUUGCUUUUGCAGCAACAGCUGUUGCAGCAACAUGUGGCCAACAGUUCGCCACUGCAACAUCUGAGCAAUUUGUUUGGCCAACAUUUGCCUACACACAGUCUGCAACAUUUGAUCACCGCCGAGUAUUGGCAGCAACAACAGCAACAACAACGUUGCCAGCCGCCAGCAACAUCCACAUUGGCAACAAUUAAAAGCGAGCCAACAACUCAAUCGCCCGUCCCAUCGCCAUCCCCAUCGCCAACAACAAUUACAACAGCAACAACAACAGCAACAGCGAAAACGACGACAGCAACACGCGAAAGCGCUGAGGAUGAUGCAUCUGUGUUCAGUUUCACGCCGCAGCAACACGUCAAUUUUGCCGCCUCAUUAGUCGCAUUACAACAAAAUGAUGCUGCGCCCCAGGCGACAGCAACCGCAACAGCAACAACUGCAGCAGCAGCAGCAGCAACAUCGCCAACAACAGCAACGGCAAGAGCAGCAAUGUCAGCAGCAACAUCGCCGGCGCUAGCCACAAGCGAUGCCAAUGAUGAUGACAACAACAUGCAAAGUGCUGGCGUUGGCAACUUUAAAUUCGAGACGCUGUUGAAGAGUCAACAGAAUGUGGCUAAAAGCGAAGCGUUAACGAGCUGUGAACAGAAUGAGGAGUCACAGGAUAACGAGGAUGUUGACACAAAUAUGCGCGACGUCAGCGCAAAUCACAGACACAGCGACAAGGACAAUGGCAACUCCUUGCUGCAGUCAAGUGAUGAAUUUGUCGAACAGCAACAACAACAACAACAACUGCAACUUGGCAGCAACUGUGCAACGUUGCUGUCGCCUUUCAACUUGAAAACAGAACCCGAACUUUUGCAGCGGGAGGCAGAAGAAGAUGAGCAGGAGGAACAGGAUGAGGAGGAGAAUGAACAGGAGCAAAAGGAAACACAGCAACAGGAGCUGACACUCUUUGAGCACUUCAGCAAUGCCAGUGCCAAGGAUGUGCGCGAUUUGGAGCACUGCUUAAAGCUGCAGGACCAAAACGAUAUCAGUCGUCUGUCGCGUUCGCCAUCGCCGCUGCAAUCGAACGCUUCAGAUUGCGAUGACAACAACUCGAGUGUGGGCACUUCCAGCGAUCGCUGUCGUUCGCCCUUGAGCCCCGCCUUGUUGCUGACACAGCAGCAGGCCAAGCGACAACUGCUGUCGAUGCCACAUCCGGCUCACCACCACAAUCAUCUUCAUCACCAACAGCAACAACAGCAGCUGCACCACAACAACCAUCACAACCAUCAUCAGGUGUACAAAAUGGAGCAGCCCGAUGAGGAUUACGACGAUGCCAAUGGCGGCGCUUUGAACUUGACCAGCGACAAUUCACGUCACAGCACACAAUCGCCCUCGAAUUCGGUGAAAUCAGCGCUUGCUGCAUCGCCGCCCAGCGCUGAGUUGCAUCAUGCGCCGUCGCCGGUGGCGCCAAUGAUCUCGCCUGUGCUGCCGCCCACAGUGGCCACGCCCACACCCACCUCAAUGGCAGCAGCAGCAGCGGCGGCAGCAGCUGUAGCCACCACUGUGGCAAGUGGCAUGCAACCAAUGCUCGCGUUGCCGGGACUCUCUUCGCCUCAGGCACAAUUCGCUGCCGCUGGCUUGGGUCUCAAUAAUCCGCUUUUGGCUGGUUCCAUUUCGCCGCAGGAUUUCGCCCAACUGCAGCAGUUGUUGCAACAGCGUCAAGUGGCAUUGCAACAGCAGUUCAACAGCUACAUGGAACUGCUGCGCAGUGGAUCGUUGGGUUUGGCGCAAGAUGAUCCGGCGUUGAACACUCAAGUGGCAGCCGCACAGUUCCUCAUGCAGAGUCAGUUGCAAGCGUUGGCUCAGGCCACGCAACAGUUGCAGGCGCUGCAGAAGCAACAGCAACGUCAGCAGGAGCAACUCCAAGAGUCGCUCUCCCUCUGCAAGUCGCCGCUGUUGCAACCACGCAGCUCGACGCCUCACGCUCGCAGUCCUCCAGCUGCUAUCGCUGUGGCUGCUGCUGUUCACAGUCCGGCCAGCUCGCCACAUUUGCAUCAUCCUCUGCAGAUAACGCCGCCCAAUUCGGCAACCAGUCUGAAGCUCAGCGGCAUGUUGACUCCUAGCACACCGACAAGUGGCACCCACAAUCACAAUCACAGUCAGAAUUCGAUCACAACGCCGCAGCCCAAGACGGUGGCAAGUGCAGCAGCUGCCCGAGCUGCAGGGGAACCUUCGCCUGAAGAAACCACCGAUCUGGAGGAACUCGAACAGUUUGCCAAGACCUUUAAGCAACGUCGCAUCAAACUGGGUUUCACCCAGGGUGAUGUGGGAUUGGCCAUGGGCAAACUUUAUGGCAAUGACUUUUCGCAGACGACAAUCUCGCGCUUCGAGGCGCUCAAUCUGAGCUUCAAGAACAUGUGCAAACUGAAGCCGUUGCUGCAAAAGUGGCUCGACGAUGCCGAUCGCACCAUCCAAGCCACCGGCGGAGUCUUUGAUCCGGCUGCGUUGCAGGCCACGGUCAGCACUCCAGAGAUCAUUGGCCGUCGUCGCAAGAAGCGCACUUCUAUUGAGACCACAAUUCGUGGUGCUCUCGAGAAGGCUUUCAUGGCCAACCAGAAGCCCACCUCCGAGGAGAUUAGUCAACUGGCUGAUCGCCUCGGCAUGGAGAAGGAAGUGGUGCGUGUUUGGUUCUGCAAUCGCCGGCAGAAGGAGAAACGCAUCAAUCCCUCGCUCGACAGCCCAACGGGUGCCGAUGAUGACGAAUCGUCCUACAUGAUGUCCUAAACAGUUGUGUAGGGAGAGCAAAAGUCGUAGAUUGGGACAUAGACAGUGCAAUGGGCGCAAGGACACAUAAAAAUAGCAGCGCUCAGCUUAAAUAACUACAAGCAGGUUCAAAGUCGCAAACACAUCAAAUAGUAGUUUAAUUCUUCACUAUGAUUCGGUUUCAACAGCCAAUCACACACAACUAGACACACACACACACACAUAUACACCCACAACUACACACACACAACCAUGUGGUUUGUUUAUGUUAACUAUUAUUGGUAUUUAUUGUAUUUAAUUGUAAUGACAGUUUGUAAGAGCAAUGAAAAAGGGGAAAAUUCCAUCAAAAAUUGCUGCUCAAGUGAACCGAAGAACUAGUUCCGCGGUUCACUUGAACACCAACAUUUUAUGGUGCAAAUAAAUUGAAGCAAUCGUCUUGUGUGUGUGUUCGAGCACAAGGCAAGUGCUUUCAAUUUGUAAUUAAAUGUCGCGUGCACUACAUGGCGUAUGAUUAAUGUUUAAGUACAGUCUAACCCAAGACGUCAACAAGAAAAGAGUCAAGUAAAACAGUUUCUAGCGAAUACUUGUAAUUUCACAAACUAAACAAAAAACAAAACUAACAAACAUAUUUUUAACUUUUUCAUAUUAUCAACUUUUAAGCAUAUUUAUUUUCUUCGUGAAUACUGUGAUAAUCAAUUGAAUGAUUUUUAAUUUUAAUUAAAACAAACAAAUUAAUAACAAGCAAAACAAUUAGCAUUACUUUAAAUGUUGUAUGGGCAAGUAACAAAAAAAACACUAAACAAUAUUUUACUUUACACUUAAAUUAACUAAACAAAAAAACACACAUUUGAAUUUAUCAAAAACACAU